Molecule: messenger RNA, 1171 nt
Organism: Poecilia latipinna (sailfin molly)
Lineage: Eukaryota; Metazoa; Chordata; Actinopteri; Cyprinodontiformes; Poeciliidae
Product: schwannomin-interacting protein 1-like
Exons: 5
Coding region: 107-1171 (354 amino acids)
Source: RefSeq, a predicted model, not a curated record
UUCUUUCCUUUUCGUCUCAUUUAUCCAGGAUCAACUGAAGACCCUCCAGAGAGGCUACAAGCAUGUUAAUGAUGAAGCUCUCCGGCUGCAGAGUAAUCACCUGACUAUGGACCUGGACAACAACAUCAAUAUCAACCUGCCGCCUGUGGAGACCAAAGUGUUGAUCAUCCAGCGGGCAUGGCGAGACUUUCUGCAGAGACAGGAAGUGGAGAAACGGAGCCCCUCCCCACCUUCGCUCUCCUCCUCCGACAAGAUGAGCAUGUCGAUCAGCAUGAUGACCCUGUCAGAUGGCAGCACCCCUGAUUAUCGAGAGGAUGGCAUGGACCUGGGGAGCGACGCGUCCAGUCGCUCCAGCUCAGAGUCCAACUCCAACAAGGUUACACCCUGCUCUCCUUCUCUUGACCUGGCCAAUCUGGAGGACUACAAAUCCUCCCCGUCCCCAGAUUUGGGCACUCUAGAUGACUACGAGGAGGAUGAGGACUACCAGGAGUACAAGAAGAAGGUGAUGGAGGAGUGGGAGAGCGAGUACGGCGAGGAAUACACCUCCCCGCAGGCCCCUGGUCAAGACGAAAGCAAAGAGAGCGCCGUGAGCGGUAGCGGUCUAAAAGAAGGUUACAGGAAGUCGGCGAAUGCUCGCAGCCUCGCCGAAGAAUUCCAGGAUGUGAAGACGGUGCCGCCCCUGCCGGCCCCCGCAGGACGCACCGCCACCUCCGUGGCAACUGUCCCAGAUGAACUGAAGCAGAACGGGAAUCUGAUUCUGCCCCAGAGCAACCAGCUCCACUCCUCCGGCACAGCCGAGGGAGGACCAGACACUCCCAAAGCUGGCCACCGCAGCUCCGGUAAGGGCAGGGGGAGCCGCAGCAGUGGCAGGGGUGCUGGUGGUGGCGGAGGAGGAGAUGGCGGCGGAGGAGGAAGUGGAGGAGCUGGGGGUCCGAUGCGGGAGUACAGAGAGGGGCAGGAGGAGAGCGUAGAGGAGGAACCCCUGCCCACAAUGGAUUGGGCGGCCCUGGAGAGACACCUGGCCGGUCUGCAGUGCAGAGAGCAAGAGAACCAAAACCUGAACCACAACCAGAACCACAACAUGGGCAAGACCAACUACACCUCGAAUCUCAACAUCAAGCAGCAACUUCAGACUCUCCCACCAGAGCUGUGGAUAUCUGCAGCUCAGUGA